CAAUUCUCCGCUCACUCGUUGUCGAAGUCCCCAGCUUCAGCUUCAGCUGUGUCUGUACGUGCAGUGAGUGCAGAAAAACUGGAGUCUGGCGGUCGUCGUGUAUCUCUGACGGUCCGUGCCGUCCCGGGGGCUGCUAACAGGAGAAGAGGCGGGGCUCAACAGCAAGCCGCCGUGCUACUACAACCACCACCUCAGACGACGUACCUCCUGCAGCCUGCUCCCUUCCCCGUCUACCAGCCUCUUCAGCUGUCUGGCGCCCAGUUCCCCGUCUCGUGGGCCCUCCCUCAGUACAUUCCACAACCACAGCUCUCACUUCAACAGACUCAGCAAACUGGGCUGAAGAGAGAAGUUGGUGAGGGUGUGAGGAGGAGACGGAGAAAGGGUGUGGAGAGGGAGGUGGGGGAGGGUAUUGUGGACUGUGUACUCCCUGAUCUAGUCAGAGAGAUUGUCAAUGAAACCAUCAGUGACAUUGUCUUCAGUUACCUAAGUCACCAGCAGUCUGCAAAGCACGCAAUCCCGAAGCCACACCCACCAAGUAUGCUCCACCCAAUCACAUCACUUCUACCUCCAUUACCAUGCCGACCAAGUACUCAGCCUUCUGACCUAUAUCGCCAUGGAAACAAGACUGUGAUUGGUCCACGAAUGCCACACCCACUGCUUCACCUCAUCACACACAACAACACAGAACACGAGAUGUGCAAUGCUGUGGCAACUUUUCUGUUGGAACAAAUGACAUUCCAAUUGCUCCUGACAUCAGAUCUCGAUGGUGGGGUAACCAUGGCAACCCGGAUACACUCCAAACACAUUUUGACAGAUAUGAUCUUCAACGAGCUGCUGGUGAAAUUAAUUAACACAGACUCCACCCACUCUAACUGAAUCACUGGUCAUGUAUUAUAUUGACAUCAUCUAUGACAUCUCCCAGAAUGAUAGUUGCCAUGAGAACUGAUUGAAGUAUAUAACAAUGGGGUGUGGCUAUGAGUCAGAGUCCGACAAGUCGCUGAAGUCACCUUCGGAUUCCGUUUCCUCGAACGCCUCCUCUUCCUCCUCCU
This is a messenger RNA of Geodia barretti, 1049 nucleotides long. Lineage: Eukaryota; Metazoa; Porifera; Demospongiae; Tetractinellida; Geodiidae. The record is from the annotation of a GenBank genome assembly.